AUGUGUAAUGGUAAUGUUGAGGACUCUUUAAAGUUAUACUACGAUAUUAAUGGUGAUAACAUGAUACCAAAUAAACCAUAUGAUAAUAACAAUAAAAUUACGACUGAAGAAGAAAAAUUAAUACAAAGUGAUAUGUACCAAACUAAUACAGAAACAACAAAUGAUAAGAAAAAAAAUAUGUGUUCCCCUUGUGAUGAUUAUGUUAGGGCUCCUGACAAACAUUUUAGCCAAACGUUAAUUAAUGAUAUGGAUGAUUCAAAUUUCUAUCCAUAUAAUAAUACAAAUAAAAAAAGUAAUAAAUCCAAAAUUCAGCUAGGUGAUACUUUUCAAAAACUUUUUUCUCCUCCUGAAUCUUUAAUAUGUUCCUUAUCGUUUGAAGAAGUUAGAAUAAAAUCUAAACAAGAAAAUAAAUUCAUAUUAGUAAAUAUACAAAAUACAGAAUUUGAGUCUUUGAGAUUAAAUAGGGAUAUAUGGAAUAAUGAUGUUAUACAACAAAUUAUAAAAACAUCUUUCAUAUUGUGGUUACGAUAUGAAUAUGACCAAGAUGCAGCACUGUUUAUGAACACCUAUAAGGUACAUAAGUUACCAUAUUUAUGUGUUUUGUGUAAAAGAACGGGUAGACAAUUAAAAGUUUGGAAUAUACGAAAUUUUCAAGAUCCCAUAUGUGCCCAAUCACAGUUAUAUGAAUUUAUUGAGAUGAUGGAGAUUAAAAGUAACUCCCGUAAUAUAAAGGAUAUAACGACGAGUUCUAAAAAUAUGAGCACAAAUAUUCUUGAUACAACAACAACAAUAACUACUACCACAACAACUAAUAUUAAUAAUAAUAAUAAUAAUUAUUAUUAUGGUGAUGGUGAUGGUGAUCGUGAUGAUGGUGAUGAUCAUGGUAAGGAUAAUAUGCUUCAUAAUGUAAAUAAUAAAAAUAUAGAUACUUUGAAGGAACCAUAUAGAAAUAUUCCACCUUCUGGAUAUAAUAAAAAUAAAUUAUUAUACCCUGAAACAACGCAUCAAAUAUUACAAGAGGAAAUAAAAGAUAGUACACAUAAUUUUAAUAACAAUUCAUAUAACAAUCGAAAUUUAAAAGAAACAGAAACUAAGGACAAAAAAACAACAGAUGUUCUUGAGGAAUACAAUACCAUAAAUAAUGAAUUGUCUCAAUUGCACAAAUUAAGAAUGCAAAGAUUUCAAAAAAAAUAA
Messenger RNA from Plasmodium reichenowi, 1194 nucleotides. RefSeq lists its product as hypothetical. Gene Ontology annotation, cellular component: nucleus. Gene Ontology annotation, molecular function: ubiquitin binding. The transcript has 2 exons. The coding region runs from base 1 to 1194 and encodes 397 amino acids. The record is from RefSeq and is a predicted model, not a curated record. Gene Ontology annotation, biological process: proteasome-mediated ubiquitin-dependent protein catabolic process. NCBI's taxonomy places the organism in Eukaryota, Apicomplexa, Aconoidasida, Haemosporida, Plasmodiidae.